Messenger RNA from Papaver somniferum (opium poppy), 1431 nucleotides. RefSeq lists its product as uncharacterized. The coding region runs from base 1 to 1431 and encodes 476 amino acids. The record is from RefSeq and is a predicted model, not a curated record. Lineage: Eukaryota; Viridiplantae; Streptophyta; Magnoliopsida; Ranunculales; Papaveraceae. The transcript has a single exon.
AUGACCAUUCCAAGAUCAUCCAAAGAAAACUCAUCAUCAUCAACUACUAGUUCUGAAUUUGUCAAGGUUUCAUCUCCAAUACCUGUAUCUUCACACAAGAAAUUCGACGACCGGCACCGCCGUUCUCUAAGAAGAUCAUCCAGGUUUGAAAAACAAUCGAUUAGAUUAAGACGUGGGAAGAGUUCAAUCAUCCUCAAUCUCCUAAGUAAAAGAACACAAAGUGAAGAUGGUCAGGAUGAAAACGAUGAUGUCGACGAUGAUAUCAACCCGCGCCGUAAAAGAAUACGGAAACAGCUGAUUUCUGGUGACAAUGACCAGGUUAUGUUAAUGUGUAACUCAUCGGAUACUUCAUCUCCAUCUUAUAGUUUCUUUACUAAUCAGUCAUCAUUUGAUUUGUUUUACGAUACUACUGAUAUCGACUCGAUAUCAGCGGAUUCUACUAGUUUUUUCUUGUCUGUUGACGGGUCGAAAAUAAACCCUAUUGAAGAUGCAUGCUUGGUCCUCCAUGAAUCGUCAGAAAAUCUUGUUUUGCAAGGGAAAGAAGGUGCGACGUCAACAGACAAGGAUGAAAUUGUUGUUUGGUUAGUGAACUCACCUAAAAGCAGCACAAAUGACUUGGUGCAAGUUGGUUCUUCUUCAGAUGACAUAUUGAGCCAUGUUCUGAAUUCUAACGAGACUUUAUCGAAGACCGCUAAUGAUAUACAGGAAGUCGACACCGAUGGACCUCUCUUCUGGCCUUCUGAGCGCAAGCUGGAUUGGUCUUCCAGCGAUAAAUGGGAUCUUAUUGUUAUUUCGCCGCGCAAGAACGGUGAUAUUGUCAUAUCAUCUCCACGCAAAAACGGUGAGAUUGUCAUUUCACCACAUAAGAAUGGUGAGAUUGUCAUAUCGCCUCGCGCAAAUGGUAAAAUAGUCAUCACUCCUAGGAAAAAUGGUGAUUUAGUUAUUACCCCGCGAAGAAAUGGAGGUAAGCCUCAAGGUACCAGUGGUUUAGCUCGGUCGAAUUCAUCGGUAAGAUUUAGCUUCAACAAAAGAAAAACUGAGGUAAAAGUUGACGAGCCAAAGAAAAAGAUUUUAAGCAGAUCAAAAUCGGAAGUAAGUGCAGCUCAAUUGGAGGGAAAAACAAAAGCUGAGAACAAAAUGAAGAGCAAGUUACUUGAGAUAAUUAAUGAGAACAAUCCGUUUUUUGGUGGCUUAUUAGAAGAAAGUGAUUGUAUAGUGCCGAGUAACGAUUUUUCGAUCGAGAAGUUGGUUGGUCUGGAUGAAUUUGACGGACAUGAAGGUGUUGAAGGAAACAACGGCAACAAAGGGGACUAUUUCUUUCUUGAUGUUACGACCAAUGGGUUAUCGAGAAGUAAAUCGAAUAUCUUGAAAUACAGUCGGAGCUCGUCGCAGAAGGUACGGUCUGAACGAAAGAGAUCCCGUGGUACAUAA